CGAGCUCAGAAAGGACACGUCCUCCUUUUCCUCCACCACAAUGAUCUUUCGUCGACUCUCCUUGGUCCUUUUCUUCUUCACUGUCACCGCGUUUUUCUGCACCCAGUCAGUUGAUGCUGCCAAGGGACCUAAAAUAACGCACAAGGUUUACUUUGACAUCAAGCAUGGCGACGAGAACCUUGGACGAGUCGUCAUGGGCUUGUACGGCGGUACCGUUCCCAAAACUGUUGAAAACUUCCGAGCUCUCGCCACUGGCAAGGACAAGAACGGUAAUGAACUUGGAUUCGGAUAUAAGGGUUCCAAGUUCCACCGAGUCAUCAAGGAUUUCAUGAUUCAAGGUGGUGACUUUACCAAAGGUGAUGGAACCGGUGGAAAGUCUAUCUAUGGUGACCGUUUCGCCGAUGAGAAUUUCAAACUCCGUCAUACUGGUCCUGGGACUCUGUCCAUGGCCAACGCCGGUAAAGACACGAACGGGUCUCAAUUCUUCAUCUGCACCGUGGUCACCAGCUGGUUGGAUGGCAAGCACGUCGUUUUCGGAAAGGUUCUAGAAGGCAUGGACAUUGUACACCAAAUUGAAAAUGUUGCCAAGAACCGAGACAAACCCGUCGUCGAUGUCGUGAUUGCUGAUUCCGGAGAGCUCGAAGUGGAGGCCGUGACCGACGAAGAAGGAAACCAGGUACCUCUUCAUGCUGAGCUCUGAUUGCUUUAUUUGUGGUAUAAGAGAUAUCAUAAAAAUAAAUCUUUGUUGCU
Molecule: messenger RNA, 750 nt
Organism: Desarmillaria tabescens
Lineage: Eukaryota; Fungi; Basidiomycota; Agaricomycetes; Agaricales; Physalacriaceae
Product: cyclophilin-like domain-containing protein
Exons: 12
Coding region: 41-700 (219 amino acids)
Biological process (GO): protein peptidyl-prolyl isomerization; protein folding
Molecular function (GO): peptidyl-prolyl cis-trans isomerase activity
Source: RefSeq, a predicted model, not a curated record